Neoarius graeffei (lesser salmon catfish) is the source of this 2022-nucleotide messenger RNA. RefSeq names its product SH3-domain GRB2-like 3b (gene sh3gl3b). Gene Ontology annotation, biological process: synaptic vesicle uncoating. Bases 386 to 1462 code for a protein of 358 amino acids. Gene Ontology annotation, molecular function: protein binding. The transcript has 10 exons. Gene Ontology annotation, cellular component: presynapse; cytoplasm; glutamatergic synapse. The record is from RefSeq and is a predicted model, not a curated record. Lineage: Eukaryota; Metazoa; Chordata; Actinopteri; Siluriformes; Ariidae.
ACCUGAGGAACUGCUUCUCGCUCUGUGCGCAUCCUCUGCGUGCUUCUACAUAAUUAUGCUAUUUAGUUUAUUUGUCCAUUUUUUAGAAUAAUAAAUAAAACCUCUGUAAGGAUUAGAGUAUGUAUGGACUGUUUCGGUUCUCAGUAACGUCAUAUGGGUGUGACUGUGGACUCUGACCUUACUGUGUUCUUAAAGUCGCUGCUGCGUGCUGGAGUCGAUUUGAUUUCGCUUCUUGUUGGACUUCUUUUUUUUUUUGGACCUUUUGGUUUGUGGACGGAAAGUAAAACCUAUACACGACUGUUUUUGUUUUUUUACUCGUCGAUAUUUCUUGGUCGUUUUUUUUUUACCUGAAUUAGGAAAAGGACGACGGUGAAAAGCAUGAAACAUGUCCAUGGCAGGACUGAAGAAACAGUUUCACAAGGCAAGCCAGUUGCUCAAGGAAAAGAUCGGUGGUGUUGAAGGAACAAAGCUGGAUGAGGAUUUCAUCAGAAUGGAAAAAAAAACUGAAAUCACCAACAAGCUGACUGUUGACCUUAUUACAAAAACAACAGAGUACCUUCAGCCAAACCCAGCAUACAGAGCAAAACUCAGCAUGCUGAGUAAAGUGUCCAAGAUUCGUGGAAAUGUAAGGCCGGUUGGAUAUCCACAGACAGAAGGAAUACUGGGGGACUGUAUGUUAAUCUCUGGAGCUCAGCUCGGGGUGGAGUCUGCAUUUGGUAGUGCACUGGUGGACAUGGGAAAGGCCUUAAAGCAGAUGGCUGAAGUCAGAGACAGCAUGGACGUGCGUGUGAAACGCAGCUUUAUCGAUCCACUUCAGAUGCUACAGGAGAAGGAGCUUAAGGAAAUUGCAUUCCAUCUGAAAAAACUUGAGGGUCGCCGUUUAGAUUUCGACUACAAGAAAAGUUCCAAAAGGAGGUUUCCAGAGACAGAGCUUAAAAAGGCAUUCGACAAGUUUGAGGAAUCCAAAGAGCUGGCAAAAAGAAGCAUGUUCAACCUCUUAGAAAAUGAUGUGGAUCAAGUACAACAGCUGUUAGGCCUUGUUGAAGCCUCGAUAGAUUACCAUCAGCAAUCCCGGGACAUUCUGGAGAACCUCAGAAGCUGUCUGCAGAACAAGAUUACUGAUACUAGCAACAAACCAAAGAGAGAGUUCAAAUCAAUGUCUAAUGCAAGUACAAUGCGCUGCACGGACACUUAUGGGUUUUCCACAAGCUCAUCUUAUGACACUGAGAUAACUCAAGAGCUGAGUGAAAAAAGCAACUGUAAUGCUUCACUGGCCCAGCCUUGCUGUCGGGCACUUUUCAGCUUUACCCCUGAAAAUGAACGUGAGUUAGGCUUCAAGAAGGGCGACGUCAUUAUUCUCACUAACCAGGUUGAUGAGAACUGGUAUGAAGGGCUGCUCAAUGGAGAGUCUGGCUUUUUUCCUGUCAACUAUGUCGAAGUCCUUGUACAACUACCACAAUGACAGAAGGUCCCAAGUUCACUGAGCCAUUACACAAACUCUUAAAUUUUUUGAUGCUUGGUCAAAACUAUGCAUUUUAUUGAUCAACACCUUUGUCUGAUGAAUGUGCUUCACACUUCACAACUGUUCUCUUGGGGUUUUUUUCCACUAUGCAAGUGUAUCUAUAUAUUAUCUUGAUCUCUGCUUUGUAUUUUAUUGUUUAUAAUAAAAAGACCAAUGAUGCAGAGUCUAGUAUGCAACUCUUAAAAGUUGGUUGGUGGUAUGAGAGUAAGAGUGAUAUGAUUAUUUCUUAUACAGUAUGUGGUAUUUAACACAAUUUACUAACUUCUUAAAUAGGUGAAUGUAGUUUCUGUAUAUAGUCUCGCCACAUCCUACAAAGAAUAUAUGCAAUUAGGCAGCAAUAUUGCUAUCGCUUUUUGGGAAAGUGAUGCUGCUUUUUUUUUAUUAUAGCUAUACUGAAAACUGCAGUAUGUAGUUAAUAAUGAAUGCAUUUGCUAUUUGUUUUAGAGAAUAAUACUUUGUAAAUGAAAUAAAUAAACUUGAAUGAAAGUUGGCAAAUAAAA